Coniosporium apollinis CBS 100218 is the source of this 915-nucleotide messenger RNA. RefSeq names its product glycerol dehydrogenase. The transcript is spliced from 3 exons. Bases 1 to 915 code for a protein of 304 amino acids. The record is from RefSeq and is a predicted model, not a curated record. Lineage: Eukaryota; Fungi; Ascomycota; Dothideomycetes. Gene Ontology annotation, molecular function: aldose reductase (NADPH) activity. Gene Ontology annotation, cellular component: cytosol.
AUGGACACUUCACUGCCUCUCAAUACCGGUACCACCAUUCCUGCACUCGGGCUCGGAACAUGGCAGUCUGCACCUGGUGAGGUGAAGAAGGCGGUCUCGCACGCCAUCUCUGUUGGCUACAGGCACAUCGACUGUGCAUAUGUCUAUGGUAACGAGGACGAGGUCGGCGAAGGGCUUAAGGAGGCCUUUGCAUCUGGUGUCAAGCGGGAAGACCUCUUCGUCACAACGAAGCUGUGGUGUACAUACCACUCGAGGGUGGAGGAGAAUCUCGAUUUAAGCCUGAAAGCUCUAGGACUGGAUUAUGUAGACCUCUACUUGAUGCAUUGGCCGUGUCCGAUGAAUCCUAACGGCAACGACCCAAAGUUCCCCAAACUCCCCGACGGUUCUCGCGAUCUCGACGAGUCCUGGAGCCACAUCGACACAUGGAAGGCGAUGGAGAAGCUACUGUCAACCGGAAAAGUCAAGGCCAUCGGCGUCGCAAACUACAGCGUCAAGUUCCUCGAGGAGCUCCUUCCGCACGCCAGCGUCACUCCUGCUGUCAACCAGAUUGAGAACCACCCGUACCUACCACAGCAAGAGAUUGUCGAUUUCUGCAAGUCCAAGGGCAUCCACAUCACCGCGUACAGCCCGCUGGGUAGUACCGGAAGCCCGCUGUUCAAGGAAGAGGUCGUGCAGGAGGUUGCGAAGAAGCACAAGGUCUCUGUUGGAUGCGUCUUGCUGAGCUAUCAUAUCGCUCGAGGGAGCUCCGUGUUGGCGAAAUCUGUGACGCCGUCCAGGAUCGAAGAGAACAAGAACAUCAUCAAGCUCGAUUCGUCGGACAUGGAAUCUCUGGAGAGCAUACACAAGAAGAAGGGUGUUACGAGAUUCGUCUAUCCUGCAUUUGGCGUUGACUUUGGCUUCCCGGACAAGCAGUAG